Messenger RNA from Ostertagia ostertagi, 393 nucleotides. NCBI's taxonomy places the organism in Eukaryota, Metazoa, Nematoda, Chromadorea, Rhabditida, Trichostrongylidae. The record is from the annotation of a GenBank genome assembly.
UUCAGGUUUGGCAGUCGUUCGUACUAUUGGAACGCGGACCUGCAGCAACCCACGGAAGCACUGCCGGUGCAGUGUGUGAACAAGAUCGACCCACAGGAUCCUCAGUUUGGUAGGGUAUACUACCCGAAUGACACCCGUCCUACGGAAAUCGCCUAUGGCUGUGCAGAAGGCGACUACUGCUGCGGAUACGAUUGUUGUCAGGAAGGAACGUUCUUCACCAGCCUCUUUCGCCUUCUGGUGUUCAUUCUGGUGAUGUCCGUGCUCGGGGUGAUCUGCAUUGAAGCCUUUCGAUGGGCUCUGAAUUGUAUAUACAUGUGUAAAUAUGGUCACCCACUCCUAGCCAACAAUUCGCUUCUCCGUGUGCCUUCUCACGACGAGUGUAACCUCGAAUGA